AUGUACCGCGCGGCAGUAUAUGCUCAAGCCUUGGGCAAGUCCUCCGCUGCAGUGCUGGUGGUGGCGAUGAUCGGCAGUGUCGCCAUCCUCGUCAUCUCCGUGUUCAUCGGCGUCAAGCUCGCGCAAAUGCAGGGCAUGGAACCACCGCCACCGCCCGCGAAGCUUCCGCCUCCCCCCGUGAACGUCACGAUCACGUCCAAGAUCCAGAUGGCCCUCAUGUUCCUGCAGUCGCAAAAAUCGGGUAAGCUGAACCCAGGCUUCCCCGUCACGUGGCGAAGCGAUUCGGGCUUGCAGGACGGGCGGGAUCAGAACCGCGAUCUGCGAGGCGGGUACUACAUCGGCGGGAGCAACAUCAAGUACCACUUCCCGAUGGCGUAUACCGUGGGCACGCCCGAGAUCGACGACGUGUGUUGGAUCCGGCCCGAGGACAUGAGGCCCGCGCAGCGCCCCACCAUGUUCCCGUGCGACAUUGCGCAUCCCUGCUCCGACCUCGCGGGGGAGUACGCCGCCGCGCUCGCUGCCGCAUCGCUCACCUUCCGCGUUGGCAACCCCUCUUACGCGGACGUACUUCUGAGAAACGCGGCGGAGAUUUUCGAAUACGCGGAUCAGUACCGCGGGAAGUACAGUGACUGGGUCGAAGCAGCGCAAACAGAGUACAAUUCUACCGGGUAUGGCGACGAGCUCAUGUGGGGUGCCACGUGGCUGUACUUCGCGUCGGGUGAUUCAAAGUAUCUGGACUACGUGGUCGGGCCGAAUUCGUACAUCUUCGAGACAAACCAGUGGGGUCCCGGCACGAAGACGUUCGACUGGGACAACAAGGCGCCCGGCGUGCAGGUGCUGAUGACGCGGCUGCUGAUGCUCGGGUACGGGGCGGGCAACGAGGGGCAGAUCCCGCAGUACCUGCAGACGUACCUGAACGCCGCGAAGCUCUACGUGUGCCAGCACACGCCGCACUGGCUGCACGCCAACUUCACCGACAGCGGCGGGCUGAUCUACGUGAGCGACGACCAUCCGAUCCAGUACGCGGUGAACGCGGGGUUCCUGUCGGUGCUGGUGAGCGACUACCUGCGCAUCGCCAUCAACGCCAACGUCUCGUCGCACUACCUCGACUGCGACGCCACCAUCGAUGACAUCGUCGACUUCGCCGCCUCGCAGGUGAACUACAUCCUGGGCGACAAUCCCCAGAAGAUGAGCUACAUGGUGGGCUUUGGCGACAACUACCCCACGCGCGUGCACCACAGAGCCGCCUCCAUCACGUCUAAGCAUGUGGACCCCACGGCCUUCGACUGCGUCACCGGCCGCAAGUUCAAGAAGUCUAAGUACCCCAACCCAAACGUGCUGGUGGGAGCAAUCGUGGGUGGUCCAGGCCGGGACGACACAUACCUGGACGACCGCACAAUCCCCCAGCAGAGCGAGCCUCUCCUCUACGUCAACGCUGUCUUUGCCGGCCUCCUCGCCGGCCUGGGCGCCUUCCGCAGCGGCAACAGCCCUGGCAACUCGCUCACGCGCAUGUGGGCGCAGAUUCCCUGGGCCAAGAAGUACGCCGAGUCCCUUGAGGAGCUCAUUCCCAAGCCCUACCCCUCGCCACCCAAGCCGCCCGUCUCCCCUCCCCCCUGGAGGACCCCUCCCCCCAAGGCCCCCAAGUUCCCCCCCAAGCGGAAUGGCCCCAGCCCUCCCCCUCCGUAUGUCAACCCCCCGCCUCCUUCGCCUCCUCCCCCAAGCCCCCCUCCUCCGCGCCCUGUCAAGAAACACACCGCCCCUGCGCCGCCUCUCUUUUACAAGGGCCAGGGGAAAUACAAGGCUCCGGCUGGUGCAGAUCUCCCCGCUGCUCCCGCUGCGCACACGGCUCCCGUGAAAGAGAUUCCGGCCACGCUCACGCCUGUUCCGGAUCCAGCUGCUGGUGCUGCCGGUUCUGCAGGGGGAGGCCUGCCGGCAGGGAACCCUAACUCCUCGUUCAUCCCCACGCUCAUCGCAGCGCUCCUCUUAACUCUCGCCGCGUCUCGCUUCGUCUCGCUCCCCGUCGCGUCCCGCGUGCCGUCCUCCCGCGCCGCGCAUGUCGACGCGGAUGCGCUGGCGGAAGCCGGCCACUUGGCGGAAGGGCCCGCGGAACGGUGGGGGCAGGGGGAGCGCGGGAAGACCAGGGCGCAAGAAGGGCAGCUGGUAGGGGCAGAUGGGGAAGGAGCGGAAAGUCCAGGGGCGCAUGCGGAAAGGGUGAAAAAUCCAGGGGUGGAAAGGCCAGGGGUGUAUGGGGAAGGUUCUGCUGGUGAGUGGAAGCACGGUAGUGGCGCGUUGAAUGAGUCUACAGGCCCGCUGGGCACGGGAAGCGUGGAAGCGGAAGCUAUGACUGAGGGGAGGAAAGAGGGGGGGCGCGGGCGAGAGGAGGAGAUGGAUAAUGAAGGCGAUUUGAGUGCGGCUGGUUUGGGAGGGCAGGGCGACGGGCGGGAGGACGACGGGGAUUCCAGUGGCGCUGUGGCAGCGGACGGGAGGUGCUUGGUUUGUGAGCAGUUAGCGAGGCUGCCUUGUAUCGAGGAUGCGCCGCAGGUGAGGUGGUUACCAGGUAGCAGUAACGAGGGCGAGGGCGCGGAAGAGGGGGAUGUGGUUGGUGGGCUUGGGGAAACAGAGGAGGCAAAGAGGGAGUGGCAAUGGGCGUGGGACGACAGGGAUAGCAGUGGCAGCGACAGUGCCAGCAGUAAGAGCAAUAGCACUCACAGGAGUAGCAUCAACAGAACCACCACGACCAGCAGCAGCAGCAGCAGCAGCAGCAAGGAAAGACAGUGUGUAUUCCACAAGAUGGCAGGCAAUGAAGCGUUGAGGCAGUUGGCAGGGACAUGGAUCGUGGUGGCUGGGGACUCAGAGCAUAUGGAUAGCAGCAGCAGCAGAUCCAGAAAGGGGAGGAUGGGGCAAGAGGUGCAAGGGCAGGACAAUGGGCCUGGUGAGAGAACACAGCAGUAUCAGCAGCACUCAAGACAGCGGCUGCAAGAGCAACAGCAGGACGAGCAGCGGAAACAGACUCACCAGACGCAGAAGCAGAAGCAGGAGCAGGAGCAGGAGCAGGAGCAGGAGCAGGAGGAGCAAUCAUCACAACACCAGUCCCAACAAAAGCACGUAUUCGUCCCAAGCUCACCCGUCUCCCCCUCAUCCCCUCCGUCCACUGCUGCCCCUCCGCCGCUCCCACUAACAUGCCCGGACAUUGUGAUCCUGGGGUCGGGCCUGUGGCACAUGCUGUGGGUCACGGACCCGCAGCACUUUGCAGCAGAACUUACGGUUCUCCGCGCAACCGUGCUGCACCUGCUGAGAUCCCCCCGCUGCUCCGGCUCUCUGGGUAUCUCUGGUGAUGAUACCGAAGGUGGUGAUGGUGCUGCUGCUGCUGCUGCUGGUGGUACUGCUGCUGCUGCUGCUGCUGGUGAUGAUGAUUAUGGUAUGCGUGAGGGAAGUGUGGAGGCAGGAGGAGAGAGUGUGGACCAAGUUGCAGUGGCUGUAGUGGAGGGAAUGAGGAGAGCUGCUGCUAAGGAAGGGAGUGGGGGAGGUGGAGAGGUGGAUACGAGGGAGGUGGAGGAAGGAGAGGGGGAGGAGGAGGAGGAGGAGGAGGAGGAGGAGCAGGAGCAGGAAGAGGAGGAGGGAGGUAGAGAAGAGGGUGUUGGGGUGAAGAGGAGAAAGGGGUUGGAGAGGUGGGGUAGUCAGGGCGGAAAGCUGGGUGAAGGGAGAAUGAGCGGAAAUAUCCGGAAAGGGGUAGGAGCAAGGCGGAGGGUACAGGAGGAGGGUGCAUCAGGGGUUGCGGAGGAUGCAGGAAGAGGAGGUGAGGACGCAGGGGGUGCUGAGGGCGCAGGGGGUGCUGACGGCGAGGAUACUAGAUUAGGGGCUGAGGAGGCAAGGAAGCACCAGGUAGAGGAGCUGGUGGAUGGACCUUCAGAGGAAAAUGGUUAUGGAGAAGAGAGAGCCACGGGAUUUGAUGCUGAGGGGGAUGAGGAUGAGGAGAAGCAAGGAGGAGAAGCAAGGAGGAGCAGAGACCAAGGGGUUGUGCCUGGGGAGGCGAGUGGAAGAGUGGUAGAGAGGCAAAGUGAAGGUGAGGGACUGGGGGUGACAGGGGGGGAUGGGAAUGGAGAGGUUGAGAUGGUGGAGAUGGAAGAGGGUGUGGGGGUGGGAGAGGAGGAGGAGCAGGAGGAGGUGAUUGGAGGGAAGGUGUUGGGAACAGGACCUACAAAUGAGGAAGAACGGACGGUGGGAGGUGCUGGUGAGGAAGAUGAGGAGGUAAAGGAGGAUGAGAAGGAGGAGCAAGAUAAGGAGGAGAAGGAGGAGGGUGAGGAAGGGGAGGAAGAGAAGGAGAAGGAGGAGGAAGAGGAGGGGGAGGAGGAGGAAGAUGCAGUGGUGGUGCGAGGAGCACCGGUCACGCAGCCUCUCUUCUUCUGGCUGGGCCUCCCAGAGCUCAUUCAGUCCCGGCUGAACACUGAGAGGAAAAGAGAGAAGAUGUCUCCGCGCAUGGUGAAGCUGUAUGAUGCUGUGGUGCGCAGGAGUGGGUUACUGGUGGAACGGGCGCAUGGGACGGUGGGGGGCAGUGUGGGGGGCAGUGUGGGGGGCAGUGUGGGGGGCAGUGUGGGGGGCAGUGUGGGGGGCAGUGUGGGGGGCAGUGUGGGGGGCAGUGUGGGGGGCAGUGUGGGGGGCAGUGUGGGGGGAGGAGAGAGGGCGAGUGAGGAGGAUGGAGAUGGGAGAGAGGGGGAGAGCGAGGGAGUGGAAGAGCGAGGGGGUGAAGGGGGGGGUGGGAGCAGUGGGGUUAGGGAAGGUGGAGGAGAAAGAGGAGGGGAUGGGAGGGGAGGAGAGGAGAGUGGAGGGAAUGGGAGGGGAAGAGGGGAGUCGCAUCAGGCGGUGGAACUGGGUCCUUGUGUGCUGCUGCCACUGGGGGAGCUGAGUAAGGGGUGUGGUGAGGCGUGCACCCCGGAUGGCAUGCAUUACAAUGAUGAUACGUACGCUGCUGCCGUGCAGAUCAUGCUCAAUCAUGCUGCUCGCUUGCUGUAG
Closterium sp. Naga37s-1 is the source of this 5010-nucleotide messenger RNA. The record is from the annotation of a GenBank genome assembly. NCBI's taxonomy places the organism in Eukaryota, Viridiplantae, Streptophyta, Zygnematophyceae, Desmidiales, Closteriaceae.